AUGAGGUUUCCAAUCCUCACAUCUUUGGCAGUUCUCGCAAGCGCUUGCCAUGUUGGAAACACUGGGAGAUAUUCUCUUGCCACCUGGCGUGACGACAUCCGUCUCGCUCAAGAGGCCCACAUUGACGGAUUCGCCCUCAACAUUGCCUACGGCGAGCGUAUGAACGCUGCGUCGCUAGAGAACGUCUUUGAGGUGGCCAGCGACAUGGGCUUCAAGCUCAUCUUUUCCUUCGACUACGCCGGCGGGGGCCCAUGGCCUAAAGAUGACGUUCUCAACCUCUUGAAGAAGUACGCCACCAGGCCUGAAUACUUCAGGCAUAGCGAUGGGACACCGCUCGUGUCCACUUUUGAGGGCCCCGAACAGGCUUCAGAUUGGGUCGAAAUCAAACGCUCCUUUCCCUGCUUCUUCAUGCCCGAUUGGUCCUCAAAGGGAGCCAAGAGGGCAGCGGAACUGGCGGGUGGAGUCGCCGAUGGUCUCUUCAACUGGGCUGCCUGGCCCUGGGGAAAUACCAACAUGGAUACAUAUGUGGAUGCUUCAUAUUACCAGUAUUUGAGGGUGGAUGAGGACACCAGUAAGCCCUACAUGAUGCCCGCGUCGCCCUGGUUCUAUACAAAUCUCCCCGGCUACAAUAAAAAUUGGCUGUGGCGCGGGGACGACCUGUGGCACGACCGCUGGAUCCAGAUUAUCUACAACCAGCCAGACUACGUUGAAAUCAUUUCCUGGAACGACUACGGAGAAUCCCAUCACAUCGGUCCUCUUCGUCCUGACGCCAUGGAAGCCUUUCACACGGGCAGAGCCCCUUUCAAUUUCGCGAGAGACAUGCCCCACGAUGGUUGGAGGAUGACGCUUCCCUUUUGGAUUGAUUACUACAAGAACGGCAAAGCGACUGUGACCCAGGAGGGCAUCAUGGGAUGGUUCAGAACGACACCCGCAGCCACGUGCGGCGACGGCCAGACGUCCGGUAAUACCGCCAGCCAGUUGCAGCUGGAGUUCUCGCCGGCCGAGGUCAUGCAAGACAGGAUCUUCUUUUCGGCUGUGCUUGGCUCGCAUGCAGAUGUUACUGUCAACGUCGGGGGAACCUCACAGGCCGGAACUUGGACGUCCGUCCCGGACGGGGGUAUCGGCGUCUACCACGGAAGCGUACCAUUUCAGGGCAGGGGUUCGGUCUCCAUCUCUCUUCAGAGGGGCGGCGCGAACAUCGCCACUAUCAACGGGGGUUCCAUCACAGACAAUUGCGCAGAAAGCGGUCUCACCAACUGGAACGCGUGGGUUGGGAGUGCGAUGGCUGCGGGCUCCAUCUCCGCCACGCCGGCAUCAUCACGCGACGAGCAGAAAUGCAUCAAGGGCACCGGCGCGACUGGUUUCAGCAAGCUCUGCGAGUUUACCUGCAAGUACGGCUACUGCCCCGUCUCAGCAUGUCAGUGUCUUGCUAUCGGCGCCCCAAUCUCUGAACCUCCUACCACAGGCCCGGCUGGGUUCCCGGCUGCGGGUAAAAACGAAGGAGACAGGUGCGAUGUCAGAGACAACACGUGGCGUGAAAGGACAAUGCCUGCCUAUCAGCAUGCUGCAUAUCCGAUGCCCGUUUCGAAUAUCCACUACAUUACGAUCGUCAACCUCACGCCGUAUACCUUCCGCUAUUUGAAGGAUCGGUCCAACUACUACCAGGUAGCUGCUGACUUUGAUGAUAUCCCACCGGGACAGUCUCGUCAGAACAAGGCCCGUUGGGCAACCUCAGGUACGAGCAGAGCUGACGACAACGGUGAGGCGUACUUUGAGGUUAAGGACACAAACCAUGAGUUCCGCAUCAGGUGCACGACACAUUAUCCCUCUGACAGGCCAAUACGGUUCGUAGUUGACCUGGAUGGCUGGGGGCUAGGCGUCAAGGAAUACGAGGUUCCAGAAACUGAAGUUUCUAUCACAUUUGUGAUUACAGGAAGCGAGAACUACGGGUACCAUCAUUCUCUCACACUGGAUAGCUCACCAGUGGCUUGGAUGGAUUCCAUCAAGGAACAUAUCAAGGGAAGGCUGGUGAAGCACGUCAUCAUGCCCGGGGCCCAUGAUGCUGGAAUGAGUGUCAUUGGGAAGUACAAAUGGGGCGGUACCCCCAUGGAUACCCAGACCCAGGCCUACGGCAUCGCGGGGCAACUGGCGCUUGGAGCCCGCUAUUUUGAUCUUCGACCAGCUAUCGCGGAUGACGAAUUUCACAUCUUCCAUGUGUCCGAUCCGAGAGCAACCGUAAUAGUAGGAGCCUCAGGGGUUACGCUGCAAAAUGUUAUUGACGACAUCAACGACAAUCCUGGUGAGGUUGUCUUCCUGUGGAUGCGAGACAUGGUAUCCUUCCGGGGCGGCCUGUUCGGCGGUGGCCAUCCCUUCAACGAGAAUCAAAUGGCCCAGUUCUUCGACAAGCUGCGUGGAAUCAAAAACCGCUGCCGCGGCCUGACCGAAGCGACCAAGCUGCAGGAACGGGUCAUGGGCGAGCUCAUGGAGCAGAACGACGGCAGUGGCUGUGUGGCCAUUAUCCUCGAUCAGUUUGGCGUCGACGCGGGGAUCCCGCAAGAUGACCCCGCGUCGGGCAUCUUCCUCGCGGGAAAGCACAUGGACCGCACCGACCGGUGGGAAGAGGAUGUGGGCACUACGCCCGCCCAGCUGCUCGGCUACCAAGUCGCAGGCUUCGACGACCCAGUGCGCAGGCGCCUCGAGCCGUCGAAAGGAGGUGACUUUUUCGUGUCGCAGUGGGUUUUGAAUGCAAAACACGAGGAUGCGGUUUUCUACGGGCUCGAGAACCUGGCAAACUAUCUCACCACGCCGAUGCUGUACUACGGCGGGGUGGCGGAGAUGACCCCAGACAUGUUUCCGACCGUGAUGUUGAUGGACUACAUCGGAAUGCGCGUGUCGGGAGACACCACGGCGAAUAAUCGAGCGGCUGAGUUGCGGACGUUGGCGCUGGGUUUGAAUCUGUACUUGGUCAGCGAGAAUUGCUACGUCAGCAAGCGGCGGAAUCCGCUGGUUAAGGGAUCGGGCAAGAGGUUAGCGGCGCCGUGGAAUGGGAUCAUCUUUGCGAACGGGACUCGCAUUGAUAACCCGCCUCCGAACUUUGAUCCUUGGCGCGUGGAUGUCUUGAGAAGUGGGACGGUGUUUGGGAACGGGACCGUUUUGACGAGGAACAUCACCAACCCGUUCUAG
Messenger RNA from Colletotrichum chrysophilum, 3183 nucleotides. RefSeq lists its product as uncharacterized. The record is from RefSeq and is a predicted model, not a curated record. NCBI's taxonomy places the organism in Eukaryota, Fungi, Ascomycota, Sordariomycetes, Glomerellales, Glomerellaceae. Gene Ontology annotation, biological process: lipid metabolic process; mating projection tip cell wall disassembly. The coding region runs from base 1 to 3183 and encodes 1060 amino acids. The transcript is spliced from 6 exons. Gene Ontology annotation, molecular function: glucan endo-1,3-alpha-glucosidase activity; phosphoric diester hydrolase activity.